This is a messenger RNA of Python bivittatus (Burmese python), 1021 nucleotides long. It is a transcript of the gene CDK2AP2, whose product is annotated as cyclin dependent kinase 2 associated protein 2. Lineage: Eukaryota; Metazoa; Chordata; Lepidosauria; Squamata; Pythonidae. The record is from RefSeq and is a predicted model, not a curated record. Gene Ontology annotation, cellular component: microtubule; cytoplasm; nucleus. Gene Ontology annotation, biological process: negative regulation of G1/S transition of mitotic cell cycle; regulation of microtubule cytoskeleton organization.
CAGAGCAGCUUGAUAAGGCAGAGGCUCGGGGGCGGCCGAUCACAAAAGGGAAGAGGGGAGAAAGCCUGGUUGUGUUAGAUGGAAAGAAACAGCGAAAUGAAUGUAUACUUUAAACAAAAGGAAAAGAAACUAAGGCAAAUAAUAUAAAUCUACCAGUGUCCCAUCUCCAUCUGGUUCUGUCCCUGGAGCGUCUGCCCCCUUUCGACCUCUCUUCAACGAUUUUGGGCCCCCAUCGAUGGGCUACGUGCAGGCUAUGAAGCCACCAGGUGCCCAAGGCUCCCAGAGCACAUAUACAGAUUUGCUUUCUGUAAUUGAAGAGAUGGGCAAAGAGAUACGACCUACAUAUGCAGGUAGCAAGAGUGCUAUGGAACGGCUGAAGCGAGGCAUUAUUCAUGCCCGGGCGCUGGUAAGAGAGUGUCUGGCAGAGACAGAGCGCAAUGCCCGCACGUAACACUCGCUUCCUCCUGGCACCACCCUUGGAGGAUCCUAGCACUUUCCAGCUAAUCAACAUUUCUGAAUCUGGAGUUUUCCCCUUCCUUUCAAAUCUUUCUACCAAUCAGUGUCUCAAGUCUUAGAACGGUGAUCGCCUUCAAAGACCUUUAUACCAAUUGGCACCUAAGAAUCUGAAGUAUCUCCAGUUGCAUCACAGAACUUCCCGUCAAUUGGCAUUCUGGGAAUAUAUACAGAAAGAAUUCAUUGUGCACACCUUUUGGUCUACUAGUCAGAAUAAUUGCUGGUGACAAGUUCUAUAUCUUUAUAAAAUACAUGGGGUUUUUGAAUAAAUAAAAUCUUUGGAAUUUGGAUUACCUCUUCUUCACUGUGCUUUUCUAUUUUUUUUUUUUUUUAUGCGGUGAGGGAAAUAUUCUCUACCUCACUAAAAUAUUACUGAAGGGCAUGUAUUGCAAGAUGUGCUUCCUUAGUAAAGCAGUAUGAAGCCCUCUCUUCCUCUUGUAACAAGAGUCUCAACCAGCGAUCACUGAGCCUGUAUUGGGAAACUUGUAAUAAAAUGUUUCUACUCCUA